Molecule: messenger RNA, 1952 nt
Organism: Cercospora beticola
Lineage: Eukaryota; Fungi; Ascomycota; Dothideomycetes; Mycosphaerellales; Mycosphaerellaceae
Gene: FRS2
Product: phenylalanine--tRNA ligase subunit alpha
Biological process (GO): phenylalanyl-tRNA aminoacylation
Cellular component (GO): cytosol; cytoplasm; phenylalanine-tRNA ligase complex
Molecular function (GO): ATP binding; tRNA binding; phenylalanine-tRNA ligase activity
Source: RefSeq, a predicted model, not a curated record
CUCACAGCAGUCAUAGCGUUCCGUGACGCAUCUUGCAGACAACGACAGCUUGUAUGCGCUGACACCCAUUUCGAAUCACAUAGCGAGCCGGCAGCCUUACCACAAGCGUGCAAGAAAGGUCCUGCCCUUUCCCUAAGCCGUUUUUCAAAAUUCGCCCGAAGCGCACACCCACCGCACGAUGGUCGGCACGAGAGGUCCAGUGCCAGUGCCUGUGCAGGCCAAUGGCACCGACCUGACACUGGACAUCUUGGAGAAACUCGAGAACACCGAUCCUAUCCACACAGAAGAUGCAUAUCCAGAAGUACCACAAGCUCAGCUCAAAGCUGCCCUCGACAGACUCGCGAGCAGGGCAAUGCUGGAGUAUGACACGAACGACGCAGAGCGAGUAGUACUCACGGCGGAAGGCCAGCAGAUCGCAGACGAGGGCAGCCAUGAAUACAAGGUGUGGGAAGCCGUCAAGGCAGCGGGGAAGUUGGGGGUGAAGGAUCCAUCGCUCGCGACACCUAACGCCAAAGUUGGUCUGGGCAAUGCGAUGAAGCUCAAAUGGGUCAAGAAGGAUGGCGAUGCACUGGUUUCGCUGCAGGAGAGCGUCAGAGAUCAAACGAGAGAGGUUCUGCAGUUCGCAGCCCAAGCGGGUAGCUUCCCAGAUGCCAAACAACAGAAGGAAUUUCAGAAGAGAAAGCUGGUCACAACGAAAAAAGUCAUCACAUACAGUGUGCGGAAAGGACCACGUUGGGCAAAGGAGAUUCCAGUAGAGGUGACAGACCUCACUGCGGAGAUGAUUGAGGAUGGUAGCUGGAAGACUGCGACCUUCAAGCCAUACAACUUCAAAGCACUCGGCGCGAACCAGAAUGCUGGCACAUUACAUCCACUGAACAAAGUGCGAGAGGAAUUCCGCAAAAUCUUCUUCAACUGGGACUUCAUUGAGAUGCCGACAGCACGCUUCGUAGACACCGGCUUCUGGAACUUCGAUGCCCUCUUCGUUCCGCAACAACAUCCCGCUCGUGACCUGCAAGACACCUUCUACGUCUCAGAUCCAGCCGAAUCUGGUCUCCCAGGGCCCGACCCGAUCGCAGACGCCGCCCUGAACAAGAUGGAAGCCGAUUCGCGCCUUUUCGCCACGGGCACUUCUGAUGAGGUUAAGCCUCUAGACUACAAGAAGUACUCCGAAGAUGUGCGCGCAGUCCAUCAGGAAGGCAAGUUCGGGUCCAUCGGCUACCGUGCUCCCUAUGCCGAAUCAGAAACGACUCGUCUUGUCCUCCGAACACAUACUACUGCUGUGUCCACAUACUGCCUGCACCGACUAGCAGCAAAUCCACGGCCCGCGCGAUACUUCUCGAUCGACCGUGUCUUCCGGAACGAAACCGUUGAUGCUACGCACUUGGCAGAGUUCCACCAAAUAGAAGGCGUCAUUGCAGAUUAUGGCCUGACUCUUGGUGGCCUGCAAGCUUUCCUGGGCAAGUUCUUCGAGCAACUCGGCAUCACAAACCUGCGCUUCAAGCCCGCGUACAACCCAUACACCGAGCCUUCUAUGGAAGUCUUCGGUUUCCACAGAGGUCUCAACAAGUGGGUCGAGAUUGGUAACUCUGGCAUGUUCCGACCAGAGAUGUUAUUACCCAUGGGCCUGCCGGAAGACCUACGAGUGUAUGGCUUCGGUCUUUCGCUAGAACGACCUACCAUGAUCAAGUACGGUGUAUCAAACAUCCGAGAACUUCUUGGACAUAAGGUCGAUCUAGGGUUCAUUGAAAGCAAUCCUGCGGUCAGGUUGGACAAGGAUUAGAAGUCCUGCGUGAAUGAAAUUCCUGCGCGACGUUCCUCGUGGUGCUUGGAGUUUCUGAAAGUGGCUGUUAGAGAGUACUGCAGAGAUACAGCGCGCUCGCGCACACCAAUUGUAGACCACAACUUGAAUGAGACAAAUUUCAAUGCUGGCUUUUGCCCUCUGGAAUAUCGCC